This is a messenger RNA of Erinaceus europaeus (western European hedgehog), 3489 nucleotides long. It is a transcript of the gene NET1, whose product is annotated as neuroepithelial cell transforming 1. The transcript is spliced from 12 exons. Gene Ontology annotation, molecular function: guanyl-nucleotide exchange factor activity. Gene Ontology annotation, biological process: intracellular signal transduction; positive regulation of Rho protein signal transduction. NCBI's taxonomy places the organism in Eukaryota, Metazoa, Chordata, Mammalia, Eulipotyphla, Erinaceidae. Bases 50 to 1927 code for a protein of 625 amino acids. The record is from RefSeq and is a predicted model, not a curated record.
GCGGGGGUCGCUGCCCGUCCCUGCGGCCCCGGGCCGGGCCGCCUCCGCCAUGGAGACCGAGCAGGCGGCCCCGGAGCAGCCGCGGCGGCGGAGGCGAAGCCGCAGGACCACCGGGCUCGGCGCGGGGGGCACCUCGGAGCCCAGCGACACCUCCCUGACGAGCGACACCUCCCUGACGAGCGACAACCCUGGGUCAGGCGACACCUCGGGGCCCGGCGACACCUCCCUGACGAGCGACACCCCAGGACCCGGCCUGGGCCGCAGAUACUCCCUUCGGAGAGGCAGCUCCUUCACAUUUUUAACACCUGGCCCCCACUGGGAUUUCACGUUGAAAAGAAAACGAAGAGAAAAAGAUGAUGAUGUCGUAAGCCUUAGCAGCCUAGAUCUAAAGGAGCCAAGCAAUAAAAGAGUCCGACCUCUAGCUCGAGUCACAUCCUUGGCAAACUUCAUCUCUCCUGUAAGAAAUGGAGCCGUCAAGCGCUUUGGUCAGACAAUCCAGUCAUUUACCCUUCGUGGUGAUAACAGAUCCCCAGCUUCUGCCCAGAAGUUUUCGAGCAGAUCAACAGUCCCUGCGCCAGUGAAGAGAAGAAGUAGUGUUCUGUGGUCAGAGAUGCUAGACGUCAACAUGAAGGAGUCUUUGACAUCCAAAGAAAUCAAGCGUCAGGAGGCAAUUUAUGAAAUGUUCCGAGGAGAACAGGAUUUAAUUGAAGACCUCAAACUUGCAAGAAAGGCCUAUCAUGACCCUAUGUUAAAGUUGUCUAUUAUGUCCGAAGAGGAACUCACACACAUAUUUGGCAGUUUGGACGCUUACAUACCUCUGCAUGAAGAUUUGUUGGCAAGGAUGGGAGAAGCCACAAAGCCUGGUGGGACGGUGGAGCAGAUUGGUCACAUUCUUGUGAACUGGUUGCCAGGCUUGAAUGCCUACAAAGACUACUGCAGCAACCAGCUGGCAGCCAAAGCUCUUCUUGAUCAAAAGAAACAGGAUCCAAGAGUCCAGGACUUCCUCCAGCGAUGUCUGGAGUCUCCCUUCAGUCGAAAACUAGACCUGUGGAGCUUCUUAGACAUUCCUCGAAGCCGUCUAGUCAAAUACCCUUUGCUGUUAAAAGAAAUUCUGAGACACACUCCUAAAGACCACCCUGAUGUACAGCUGCUCGAGGAAGCUCUCUCCAUCAUACAAGGAGUUCUCGCUGAUAUCAACUUGAAGAAAGGUGAAUCAGAAUGCCAAUAUUACAUUGACAAAUUGGAGUAUCUGGAUGAAAAGCAAAAGGAUCCUAGAAUUGAAGCAAGCAGAGUGUUGCUUUGCCAUGGAGAACUGAAGAAUAAGAACGGGCAUAAACUUUACAUCUUCCUGUUUCAAGACAUCUUGGUUCUGACUCGGCCUGUCACGCGGAAUGAGCGUCAGUCUUACCAGGUGUACCGGCAGCCAAUCCCAGUGCAGGAGCUGGUCCUGGAGGACCUGCAGGAUGGAGAUGUCCGGAUGGGAGGCUCCUUUCGAGGGGCCUUCAGCAACUCAGACAAAGCUAAAAAUAUCUUCAGAGUUCGCUUCCAAGACCCCUCUCCCGGGCAGUGCCACACUCUCCAAGCCAACGACGUGUUUCACAAGCAGCAGUGGGUCAACUGCAUCCGAACGGCCAUCACACCUUUCCAGAGGACCUGUGGCCCCAGCGAGCUGCAUGGCUUGCCGGAGCUGCACGAGGAGGGUGAGGAGAACAACCCCUCUGCCGGCAACGUCCCAGCCCAGAGACGCGCGUCCACAGCCUCCAGUGUGAGUCCGAUGGAAGUCGAGCGGGUUACUGUGCGGUGCGGCACCGUGGGGCACACGGCAGACACUAAGGUUGGGAAAGCCCACCACCGCACACAGUCUGGCUUCCGCAAGCCCAGGGACAAGGCCCAGCUCAGCAGCAAACAGAAGGAGACUUUGGUGUGAAGGAAGCUCAGGCCGCACUUGGUGGAGAGACUGUUUAUUUAUAAAUGUGUACAGUUUGUUUUUCUGGUAACGUGAGUAUGGGAACAUUGCAGGGUGACUCAGUCCCAGUCUGAACAUGUUUUGGUUGGUUUGGUGAUGGUUCCCUUUUUUUUUUUUUUUUUUUAUGGCAGCUAAAGAUAUAUAUGCAGAUUACUGUUAAACUUCCAGUGAUUUUCUUUCUUUUUUUUCCUUUUUUUUUUUUCUUGGUUUUGUUUUUUAGAUGUUUUCUCAGAUUAUUUAGAACAUGCAAACCCCGGUCUUUUUAAAAAGAUGGGAUAUUUACGAGAUAGCUUUCCCAUUACUGACCAAUUACAAAUUUACAAUUUUGCCAAAACUUGAAACUUUGCAAAUACUGGGAUUUUAUUGGUGUUUCUCUGAUAAGCCUUGCAGGUAUAAUUUGAGACUUUAAACAUUGGCACCUAAAUUGACAUGACAUAUAUGUCUGUUAUACCUCAGAAUCUACACUGAAACUGAAGUUUUUUGAAAAGCGUAUUAUAAAACUUACUAGAUUUUCCAUUUUAUCAACUGGAAUGCUUCAUGAAAGUUUGUUUCUCUCUUUACAUUCCUCAUUUUUUCAUUUGUUUAAACUGCCAGUUAUUUAAUUUUUUUAUUGUAAAGUAGUUUUUAGUAUUUGUUUUUAUUUUUUUUAUUUUGAUGCCUAUUCAAAUGGGCAUGUCUAAAGUAUUUUUCUUCCUUGAUUAAAAAUGUGUGUGUGUGUGUGUGUAUAUAUAUAUACAUAUAUAUAUGUUUGUGUGUGUGUGUGUUUGUGUGUGUGUGUAUAUAUAUAUACAUAUAUAUAUAUAUAUAUAUACAUAUUUUUUAAUCAAAUUAGCUUUACCAUGUGAAACCAAGCCACACAGUUUCUGAGCCAAAUGUGAAAAGUACAGUUUUGAAGCACAGCCUCACGGGGAAGUGGCAGGUGAGGGGCACAGCUUGGCUCCCGGGCCCUGUGCCCUGCGCGCUCGGAGAAGAGCUGUGUCUGGACUGUGUGGGCAGUGUUAGCGUCAGGAGCAAGUGGGAGGCAGCUGACGGGUAGCGAGGUUUUUCUGUCUGUCUGUUAGUUUCAAGGAGGGAAAGGAGAGUAGUUUUGUCUUACUGUAAAAUGUCUGGUUCCGCCAGGAUGUAGGAAUGAGGAAAAGUGAAGCUGAGGGUCUGUAGUAAGUCGCAGAAGGUCUGAGGAAAUGAGCUUUAUGUGUCUCGGUUGAUGAUACCUGCAGGUCGUGGGUCUGAAAGGAGACAGUGAAGGGUAUUGAUGGUCUGACCCCACUAGAUCAGCUUGAAGGCUUUAUGCACAGGACGGGAUGGGGAGAUGAUGAAUCUUCUAUUAUGAGAUGUUUCUGUCAAGAUGAGAUCAUGGUGUUCAAGGGGGAGAGAUAAGCCCCGUGUCACAGCAGAGUCAGGAAGGUGAUCGACACAAGGAAAUUGGCCAGAGAGGAGAUGGAAACUGGAAACUAAAUAGAUCGAUCCAAAUGAUGUCUCUGUAUAAAUGAAUUAUAUAAUUAAUAAAAAACACACACACAUAA